AUGCCAACGGUUUUGGAAAACCCACCGCCGACGAAUGUUACAUCAAUGUCCGACCAUCAUCCCAACCGAAAGUCGCUCAAGCUUCCAUUUGUGGAUGCACCACCUUUGGAUUACCAAUCAUUUGAUUCAAUACAACUUGGUGAUGAAGUUGCAUCUUUUAACAUGUAUCAUGAUUUCGGGUCUAUAAACCCGAACCAAUUUGAUGAUUUUGGUAUAACMCGUAUAGCUCAUAACUUCAUUCCUGAGAUUGGACGUGGAUCUCCCUCAACUUUAAAAAUAGAUAACUACUUCGAAGAUAUUUCAGAUAGUACUUUAGAUUCAUGUGCCAAUUCAUCCAUGCCUUUAUCGACAAUAGAGCAAGCUUCUUCUAUGGUUCGGUUAUCAGCAGGGCAUCAUAGAUUACAAACGAGGAAUGUAAAUGUAGCUGAUAUACCAAUCAUUGAUAUUACAUCAGAUGAAGAACCGGACCAUCCAGUAACAGCUACAAACAUAAUUGCAAGAAUAUUUGAAGAAAUUAGAAGAUUUGUUAAGGACACGUGCCUAAAUCCAGAAGACAGGCCUAACAUUCUUUGUCGUUUAUUUAAGAUCAAGCUUGAUGCACUUGUUAGAGAAUUGAAAGAGAAUGAGUUUUUUUUUGGCAAAAUUCAAGCAGAUUUCAAGCUACCUACUGUUGAACAGAUUUAUCCUAUCAUCUCAGCUAAGAUCCCAGACAAAAACAGUGAUCCAGACUUACGAGUUGAUGAACGUUUUAUUGAAAAAUCAGGUGUUAAACUAGACAACAGAAAUGUUGUUCCAUAUAAUAAACAUUUGUUGAAAAGAUAUCAAGCACACAUUAAUGUUGAGUGGUGCAAUCAGGCAUCUUCAAUCAAGUAUAUGUUCAAAUAUAUCAACAAGGGUCCAGAUAGAGCUAUUGUUGCAAUUGUAGAAAACAAUAAUGAUGUGGUCACUGUUAAUGUUGUUGAUGAGAUAAAACAGUAUUAUGAUUGUAGAUACCUUUUUUCAUGUGAAGCUUCAUGUCGUAUUUUUGGAUAUGAUGUUCAUUACAGGACUCCUUCUGUUUUAAGACUUCCUUUUCAUCUUCCGGGACAACAACAAGUGGUGUUUGGUGCUAAAGAUAAUAUUCAUAAUGUCCUAAACAGACCAUCUGUGGCGUCCUCAAUGUUCUUAGCUUGGAUGCAUUGUAAUCAAAUUUAUCAAGAAGCACAAGAACUCACUUACGUUGAAUUCCCUAUAAAGUAUGUGUGGAAAUUGGACGAACGACCUUGGGAUCGAAGGAAAAAAGGAUUCUCAAUUAGACGGAUUCAUUCAGUUUCUCCUACCGUAGGAGAAGGGUAUUACUUACGAAUUCUUCUGAAUAAAGUCAAAGGUCCUAAAUCAUUUGAAGACAUUCUACGAAUUCUUCUGAAUAAAGUCAAAGGUCCUAAAUCAUUUGAAGACAUUCGUACAGUUAAUGGAAAAACAUUUCUUACUUUUAGAGAUGCAUGUUAUACUCUUGGGCUUUUAGACGAUGACAAGGAAUAUAUUGAAGCCAUUGAAGAGGCAAAUUUAACUGCAUCUGAUUUAUCUCUUAAUGAAGAACAAGUGAAGAAUCUAACUUUGUUCGAAAUUGAAAAGAUUUUGCUUCGUAACAAUUCCACGUUGAAAGACUUCACUACUCUGCCUUAUCCUGAUAAUGAUUCGCUUGAAUCCUCAAACAACCGUUUGAUUGCAGAAGAAAUGGACUAUAAUCAUCAUAAUUUACGUGAUGAGUUUCAGACACUUGUAAAUGCUCUAACAAAUGAGCAAAGAGGUGUGUAUAAUGAAAUCAUGACUGCGAUUGAAAAGAAAAAAGGUGGUGUAUUUUUUGAAUAUGGUGGUAUUGCAUCUUUACUUCUUACCGGUGGUAGAAUAGCACACUCUCGGUUUCACAUCCUACUCAUUCUCAAUGAAGAUUCUCUUUGCCACAUGAAGCCAGACAGUGAUGUUGCGAGCUUAAUAAAGAAAACUACUUUGAUAAUACGGGAUGAGGCACCAAUGGUUCAUAAACAUGCAUUUGAAGAAUUAAAUAGAAGUAUGAAUGAUAUUUCCAAUGCUCAACGUAGUGGUGACUCACAUAUGCUUUUUGGGGGUAAGGUAAUUGUUUUUGGAGGAGAUUUCAGACAGAUUCUGCCGGUUAUUCUCAAUGCAGGUGGACAAGACAUCGUAAAUCCAUCAUUAAGUUCAUCUUACAUUUGGGAAAAAUGCAAAGUCCUAAGGUUAACUAGGAACAUGAGGCUAACUGCAAACAGUGAGAGUUCAGAAAUUGAGCAAACAAGGGAUUUUGCAAAAUGGAUUUUGGACUUAGGAGAAGGAAAAGUUGGAGGUGAUAAUGAUGGUGAAGCAAUUAUUGAGAUACUUUAUGAUCUUCUCAUUACUGAUUGCAUCGAUCCUAUAUCUGCAUUAAUCGAAUUUGUCUAUCCCUCAAUUCUUGAAAACAUCAACAACUCAGCUUAUUUUCAAGAACGAGCAAUACUUGCACCAAAAAAUGAAGUAGUUCAAGAAAUAAAUGAUUGUUUGCUGUCAUUGUUUCCAGGAGAAGAAAAUCAGUACUUAAGUUUAGAUACGUUAUGUGAAUUAGAGCACAUUCAUGAUGAGUUUGAUAAAACUUUGUACUCUCCUGAUGUUUUAAAUAGUCUUAAAUUAUCAGGAAUACCAAACCAUAAGAUUUUACUAAAAGUUGGUGUUCCUAUCAUGUUAUUGAGGAAUAUUGAUCAAAAAUCUGGAUUAUCUAAUGGUACUAGACUGCGGGUGUUAACAUUGGGAAAUCGAGUAAUAGAAGCACAGGUUAUAUCUGGAAGCAAUAUUGGAAGUCGUGCAUUCAUUCCAAGAAUAUCCUUAUCACCUACAAACAAAAAGACACCAUUCAAAUUUCAAAGGAGACAGUUUCCAAUUGAUGUAUGUUUUGCCAUGACCAUUAAUAAGAGCCAAGGACAAUCAUCAUCAAAAGUUGGUUUAUUUCUACGACAACCGGUCUUCACGCAUGGUCAGUUAUAUGUUGUUUUAUCUAGAGUCAAAAGCAAGCAAGGUUUGAAAGUACUAAUUAUGGAUGAUGAUGAUGGUAUUAUUGACAGUAAAACAACGAAUGUUGUAUACAAAGAAAUGUUUAUCAAUAUAUGA
Cynara cardunculus var. scolymus (artichoke) is the source of this 3135-nucleotide messenger RNA. RefSeq lists its product as uncharacterized. The transcript has 7 exons. The record is from RefSeq and is a predicted model, not a curated record. NCBI's taxonomy places the organism in Eukaryota, Viridiplantae, Streptophyta, Magnoliopsida, Asterales, Asteraceae. The coding region runs from base 1 to 3135 and encodes 1044 amino acids. Gene Ontology annotation, molecular function: DNA helicase activity. Gene Ontology annotation, biological process: telomere maintenance; DNA repair.